AUAUUCCUUUUUUUUUUUUUUGGUAAACAAAUGCUUAUCGUCUUAAAAAAUUCUCUGUUGCUAAUAAAACAAGGCAAAAAAUUCACCAAGUGCAAUAUAUAAAAACAAUAAGCCAAAUUUUAGUAGAUGCCAAAAGUCGCCAAAAGCCACUAGACAACGCACACUGGGGUUUUGUCCUAAGAAAUAGCCGAAAAUAGGGCUUACCCAUAAAUAUAAACAAUGGGCAUGGAAAAGGAGCAGCUUGAUCAGACCCACAGCUAUGUCAGUCUUGCCAGGAGGAGCUCCAACCUACAGGAUGAAAUAAGUUCCAGCAACACCGGCUUGACCUUCAUGGAGCACAGCAGUCCCAGUGUCCUGCAGUUGCCGCCAAAGAUUGGCGUUAAGGAAAGGGAUAGAGAUCGUGAUCGGGAUCGGGAUCUAGAUCUGAGCGAUGGAGAAAACUAUUAUGAAGAGACCAACUCCGAGGCCAUAGGCAGCAAACUCAAAGAGGAGCUGAGCAAGUACAAGCAGGAGCUCAAGGAGUACAACGAAACCACCAAGGAGUUGGAGGAGAAGUACAUGAAGAUCAAUUACGAGCUGAACGAAAUGCAGCAGAAGCACGAUCAGUUUGUGGAGGGCAGGCGAAAGCAUCCCACUUCGGAGGUGGAAAUGGAAAGCGAGCCAGAUCCCGAGGAUCCCUACUACAACUCGACCAGCAGUGCCACUUCCAAGAUAACCAUCCGACGUAAGAGUCCCCAGGUGUUGCAGAGCAACACUAGCUUUAUGACGGUUCUGUCGGGACAGAGUUCCUACCAGGACCUAGCCCGGAAGAAGAACUUGUCAUCGGGUAGAAGCUCACAACAGGAUCGUCAUCCGCCAAAGAAGAGCAAUGUCUACGAUAGUGGGAUUCUGGAAACUCUGGCCAAUCGGGUUAGCAAACGAAGCAGAAAAAGCCAGGAUCAGCAGGAGGAGUAUAUGAAGCCUCAGGGUUUUAAGAAUAUGUAUAAUGUGCUCAAUGAUGUGAUCAAUAUGCCCAAGGAACGCAAGUACAAACCCGAAAGGGAACGGGAUACCGGCCAUGUUGGUCAACUCCUGACCACCAUCCAGAGCCUGAAGAGCGAGCAAUUACAGUUCCGUACCGUCAUCCAGCAGCAGCACGAGAGGAUUGCCGACUAUCACACCCGCUGUGUCAAGGCCCAGGAGAUCAUGAGCACCCAAAAGCAUGAGAUCGACAAGCUCAAUGCCAACAACAAGCAGCUGGAAUCAAGCAUCUACCAUGACAUUGACUCCCUCCGUUGUAAGAUCGACACCAAGCUCAAGAGCGUUUCCCAUUUGCCCAAGAUGAUGCGGGAGGAGCACACCAAGUACGAGAAGGUAAUGAGAGAGAACUGUCUACUGGCGGAUAAGUUACAUGUCCUCCAACAGGAGGCCAUGCAACUGAAGGUCAAGAUCGAUGAGCUCGGACGCCGCAAGCAGGCCGCCGUCAAUAGGCUAAAGGCAGCCGAAAGGGAUCUCAAGAUCUUCAAAAACUACAAUGCAUCUUUGAAGACGGAAAAGACUCGUUUGACGCGGGAAUUGUCUGAAAUGAAGGAACAGCUGGAGCAGCUCCAGGUGAGCAGCAAGCGGCAGCUUUCACGACACCGAGAGCAAAGCGAAAAGCAGCGAAGGGAUCUGCAGAAGAGGAUCUAUGACCUGGAACUAAAGCUCAACAGAAGUCAGAACUCCACGUCAAGUUUGAUCCAGGAGCGGGAUAGCCUCAUAGCCGAGCUCCAGACGCAACUCCAUACGCUGGUCCACAACUUUGAGGUGUCGCAGAAGCACAUCAGGGUCCUGCGACGACAUAUUUACUCCAUGACAAAUCCCAAUGGUGGCGUUGGUAUCAAUUCCAGCGGUGCUCCUGGCAUUGGGAACGGCUCCCAGCGACCUAGUUUGAUGCGAAUAAAUCAGGCAGGCAUUAGCACAAUGACCGGACGACUCGGCGGCCCUCGAAUGCUGAAGGAAAAGGUCCAGGGCCAGGGCUAGUACCUGUGCCAGUUCCCUCAGUAUGGAGUCCGGAUAACCUGAUAGGAUAUGGUUUGUCAGCAUUGGAAACCAUUUGAUCAGGUUGCCUGGACUCUUUUAUUUGUAUGGUGCUAACGAGACAAUGAUACUUUCAC
Molecule: messenger RNA, 2135 nt
Organism: Drosophila kikkawai
Lineage: Eukaryota; Metazoa; Arthropoda; Insecta; Diptera; Drosophilidae
Product: myosin heavy chain, clone 203
Biological process (GO): regulation of cilium assembly
Cellular component (GO): centrosome
Source: RefSeq, a predicted model, not a curated record